Molecule: messenger RNA, 884 nt
Organism: Notolabrus celidotus (New Zealand spotty)
Lineage: Eukaryota; Metazoa; Chordata; Actinopteri; Labriformes; Labridae
Gene: ripply2
Product: ripply transcriptional repressor 2
Exons: 3
Coding region: 336-689 (117 amino acids)
Biological process (GO): embryonic pattern specification; negative regulation of transcription by RNA polymerase II
Cellular component (GO): nucleus
Source: RefSeq, a predicted model, not a curated record
ACUGGUAUUUUAACAGGGGUGUGACUUUUGUUAUCCACUGUAUGUCUCUAUAGUCUGUUUAAUAAUUUUACUGAAUACUUAGAUUAGGUUUGCUUUCUACAAAAUUCUGGAUUAAGAAGAAGGAUUAGAAGAAGUAAAGUGGCCAUAUGGUCAGAGUUUGUUGUAGUGUGACUUCGCACCUCAGCACCGUGGCGCAUGGAGACACUUGGAGACGCGUCAAAGCGCAAUUUGGCACCAACAGCCCGGGCCCCUGAUAAAUAGGAGUUUCCUGCUCUUAGCCACAUAUCCUCUGAGGACUUUAAGCAGGACUGAUCACUACUACGAAAGAAGGAACCAUGGAGACUUUUACCGCAAACAACGGAUUAUCUUCUAUUCUUACUGGAAUCAAUGUCUCACAGCAGCCCGGUCGUUUGUGGAGACCGUGGACUGGAACAGAGGACAAAAGUAGCGCACAGAAGGCUCAUAUUCAUGAGGACAUAUCUGCUGUAAGACAUCCCAAAACUCCUCAGGUCGUCCACCCAGUGAAGUUGUACUGGCCCAAAUCCAGAUGCUUUGAUUACUUGUACCAAGACGCAGAAAUGAUGCUGCGUAACUAUCCGGUCCAAGCAACCAUCUGUCCUUAUGAAGACUCCAGCAGCGAUGAAGACAGCGAUGAUGAAGAGGAGGAGAUGGACAAGGAACUGAACUGAACUGAACGUGGCUCUCUGAAGCUGAACACAAACUGUUACAUAUUGCGAUAAUAUAUUUCUCUUAUAACUUAUUUCUGUAAAUAUCUGUAAAUAGACUUUUUUUUAUUUCGCAAGAAUGCAAGCUUAAGUUAUUUAUCUGACAUUUUCUACCUCUUUUGUAUUUUGAUCUAAAUGUAAUAAAAUAUUUCAAAUGAA